Messenger RNA from Cladocopium goreaui, 2986 nucleotides. The record is from the annotation of a GenBank genome assembly. Lineage: Eukaryota; Dinophyceae; Suessiales; Symbiodiniaceae.
GAUCUCUGCAGAUCACCUGUAGCUGUCGUACUUGUCAUGCCCGUGGCAAGAGUCCAUGGCUCCAUAGCGUGCAAUAAGUGCCAUGGGUCAAUGCGGUGGCUGCGACACGGCACGUGGCUGCGAAUCUGGCCUAGCACCCACCUGGGAGAGCUGUGAUUCCCAGCUCAGCUUUGAAGAAAGGAUGGCUUCUGCGGGUGUGGGUCACCACAUGCAUUUUCCAAUGUACGUUCUGAAGGUGGCGGACUUUCUCCAGAUGUCGGGUGCGCCGCUGGCGCACGACGCCCUACAAGCGAUGGGCCUGUUGCAGCGAUGGAAACCAGGGAUGUAUGUGGCCUUCGUGUCCCAUCAAUGGCUGGGCAAGAGCCACUGCGAUUCCUUGGGACAUCACAGCUGUACCCUGCGGGAGAUGCUGCGGGAGUUGCUCCAAAACAAACUGAGAAUUGAGUCUGACGGAGACGAUUAUGGCACCAAGAUUCGGGAAGAACUGGCAGAUGGCUAUUUAUUUUUCGAUUGGUUUUCAAUCCCUCAAAUUGAUUCUUCGAGUCGUGUCAAAAUGACGGAGUCGAGUAUGGCGAUCCAGAGCCUUCCGGCCUAUGUGCAAAAUUCAGAUCUCUUUAUGGUGCUGGUCCCCGAAGUGCAGCAUCAGGACAGCGGUUCCUACUGCAAUUUCACCUCAUUUCUUCAGAGAGGUUGGUGUCUCGCAGAGCUCUGGUGCCAACUUCUUAGCAGUAAAAAGGACAACCGCGUGAUUCUCAUCCAUGGUAGCCGGGAUGUGAAACAUGUGUAUCUCACAGAUUGGCAAAGCAAUAGCGUGUUGGAUGGGCAAUUUACGGUUGAAGCAGACCGUCUCACGGUAUCCAAGUUAGCAGAAGAGGUGUUGAAAGAGAAAAUCCAAAGGCUUUCUCUGGGGCCGGAACUGUGCAGUUUCCGGUGGUUUGUGGCCAAUAAGCCCAGACUGUUAGAUCAUCCCCGUGAAGCCCGGGACGUCACCAACUUUCUGCGGAGUUUCGCCUUUCCCAACCUGGCGGCUGCGGUCAAUGCAGACGGUUUGCUCUGUGCCACGUGCCAUGGUUCAAAGGUCGCUGGAAAGCGGGAUGUUGAGGGCAGGCAACCGAAUGCAUGGUCGGGGCAAAAUCACUUGGCAGGGCUCUCGGGGGACACUGCAAUGAUACGCGUGCUGGCAAACUCCCGGGCCGAUGUGAACCAGCGCGUGUCCUCUUUGACCGAGUUUGGUUUCGAGAAGGAUCAAACGCUUCUGAUGAUCGCCGCCAAGUCCUGCCAGCCGGCAGAGGUGCUGACCAGGCUGCUGGAGCUCCGUUGCGAUGUGACGCUGCGCGACAUCGAGGGCAACACUGCCAUGGCCUCUGCACGAUGUCCCGAACAGGUCCAGGUCCUGUUUGAUGCCCGCGCGGAUCUGCACAGCGGCCGGCAGCUGACACCUCUGCAGCUCUGCGCGGCACGUGCGUCGUUGACCACGCUGCGCAAGCUGCUGGAAAUGCGUUGUGAUCCCAUUGGUGAAGGUGAAUUGCAACUGCCUAUUCUUCAGAGUCGCGGCAAUCCCUUCGCACUGCACAACUUCCGUUCGCUGCUGCACCACGCAGCCCAUGCGGCGCGCAGCACCGAUGGUCUCGAGGGUCUCGACGGUCUCGACAGCCUGUGGCCCGUGGUGAACGGCCGCACGCGCCUCAGCGAUGAGGAAACCGAGUCCUGUCAUGAGGCCCUGCAGAAGAUCAUCAGCGAUGGAUGGAACCACUGCUCCACGAUGAUCCAAAGCAAGGCGAUGAUACUGGAGGGCACUCCACUGCAUGCAGCCGCCUACAUCGGGGACCGGGGACUCAUCGAAUUGUUGCGACAGUAUGGAGCCAAAUCCUCUGCCAACCUGAUGGGCAUGUUCCCGGAGGAUCUCGCAGUGAAACGCGGCUUCUUGCAGUUUACGCAGGAGGUGCUGUCCUUGGUGGUGAACCGGGUGCUGAAUGCCUUGCCGCCACGGCUGGUUCCAUCCCGGAGUUUCCUGACGGCCAGCAUUCAGAUCGUCGAGGCGCUGAUCAAUGCAUGGUUUGACGUGCACCAAUCUCUUGCGACGGAAACAGAGGUGCAAAGAUGGGGCCGCAUGGUGGGUGAUGCUUGUGCCCACGCCUGGUGGCAAGAUGCGGCAGAACAACAGGCAUCUGCGCCUGAAGUGUUGGUGGCAGUUCUGUCAAGAGGGCGGUCUCCACCAGAGGACGCACGCCACGGUGCGGCAUUGAUCUGUUGUGCCUUGGAAGAUGCAGUGGGAUCCGCUGGUGCCACAGCAUUGGCUAAGGCUCAACUUGGACCCGGACGGCCAAACACAGGGCUCCGGGACAAGGUUUCCAGAGGUGAGUUCCGACCACCAUCGCGCGCAGGCGCCAAAGCUUCGGGUGAUCGUUACAAGCUGCUGGGAAUCAAGCACUUUGUCGCUGCAGCAAAAGCUGAUGAAGAUUUGCAGAACUGUCCUUUGAUCGCCACCUGCUUGGCAGACGUGGCAAUAGGUGCUACACCCUACUUGGAGGUUGAGCUUCUACUGGGCGUCCCAACGUACCGGGAACGGCUUGUGGCAUGGGCCUCCCAGGAAAGCCAAGGCCAAGGUGAUGGCGCCUUACAAGAAGCCAUUUCUCAGGCAAUGAAAGUCAGUGCUGCUUCAGUCACGUCAGCACCCAAUUCAGCCCACACAAACAAAGGACAACUUCGACAGGUGAAGCCUGAAAGCAAACAGUCAGACAAAGAAGAAAACAAAGAAUGUCAAGGUCGACGAGCUUCGUGGCUUCCGCAGGCGUUCGUCAGCAGCUUCAACGCCGAAGGUGAAGAGGUUGAGGGCGUGGAUGAUGCAGGUGAAGACAUGCCUGGCCUUGAACCGCAGCGGAUCCCAAAAAAAAAGCGACCUGACACUGGAGGAACAAGCAGCUAUUCAGCUGAAGGAAUGUUAGAACAAAUAAAACAAAAAAUUGCACCCCCUCCGAGUGAGUAA